UUUCGAGCUGCCGUCCUUCAGGUCUGCCAUAUUGUCUACUGAAAGCUGCCGCUGAAGCUGCCGUCGCUGCCGCCGCCGCCGCCAAGUGAGCGAGCGGAGCCGCGAUGGAGACCAUGGCGAGCCCAGGGAAAGACAAUUAUCGAAUGAAGAGCUAUAAGAACAAUGCUCUAAACCCUGAAGAAAUGAGACGAAGAAGAGAGGAAGAGGGCAUUCAGCUCCGGAAGCAGAAGCGUGAGCAACAACUUUUUAAACGGAGAAAUGUGGAGCUGAUUAAUGAAGAAGCUGCCAUGUUCGAUAGUCUUCUCAUGGACUCUUAUGUGAGCUCUACCACUGGGGAGAGUGUGAUCACAAGAGAGAUGGUGGAGAUGCUCUUUUCUGAUGAUUCUGACCUGCAGUUAGCAACCACACAGAAAUUCCGGAAACUGCUCUCCAAAGGUACAAAGCCUGGCCCUUCUCAGAGAGGCCCUUUUCAGUUUGAAGCUGCCUGGGCUCUAACGAAUAUUGCCUCUGGAACCUCUCAGCAGACCAAAAUUGUCAUUGAAGCAGGGGCUGUCCCCAUUUUUAUAGAGCUGCUUAAUUCAGACUUUGAGGAUGUUCAGGAACAGGCAGUCUGGGCACUGGGAAACAUAGCUGGAGAUAGCUCUGUUUGCCGAGAUUACGUCUUGAACUGUUCCAUCCUUAAUCCUUUGUUAACACUCCUUACCAAGUCCACACGACUGACAAUGACACGGAAUGCGGUCUGGGCCCUGUCAAAUCUCUGCCGAGGGAAGAACCCACCCCCAGAGUUUGCAAAGGUCUCUCCUUGUUUGCCUGUACUGUCUCGCCUACUCUUCAGCAGCGACUCAGACUUGCUGGCAGAUGCUUGCUGGGCCCUUUCUUAUCUGUCUGAUGGACCCAAUGAGAAGAUCCAGGCAGUCAUAGACUCCGGAGUCUGCCGGAGAUUGGUAGAGCUGCUGAUGCACAAUGAUUACAAAGUGGCUUCUCCUGCCCUGAGAGCCGUGGGUAACAUCGUCACUGGGGAUGACAUCCAGACCCAGGUCAUUCUUAACUGUUCAGCCCUACCUUGCCUUCUCCACUUGUUGAGCAGUCCCAAGGAGUCAAUCCGAAAGGAAGCUUGCUGGACUAUUUCAAAUAUUACUGCUGGCAACAGGGCUCAAAUACAGGCUGUUAUAGAUGCAAAUAUCUUCCCUGUGUUGAUCGAAAUCCUUCAGAAAGCAGAGUUUCGUACAAGGAAAGAGGCAGCCUGGGCCAUCACCAAUGCCACAUCAGGAGGAACCCCUGAGCAGAUCAGGUACCUGGUCUCACUGGGCUGCAUCAAACCCCUAUGUGACUUGCUGACUGUAAUGGAUUCGAAGAUUGUGCAAGUGGCCCUCAAUGGACUGGAGAACAUCCUGCGACUUGGAGAGCAAGAGGGCAAACGCAGUGGCUCAGGGGUCAAUCCCUAUUGUGGCCUCAUAGAGGAAGCCUAUGGCUUGGAUAAAAUUGAGUUUCUCCAGAGCCAUGAGAACCAAGAAAUCUACCAGAAGGCCUUCGACCUCAUUGAGCACUACUUUGGUGUAGAAGACGAUGAUAGCAGCCUGGCUCCCCAAGUGGAUGAAACGCAACAGCAGUUCAUCUUCCAGCAGCCUGAGGCCCCCAUGGAGGGCUUCCAGCUAUAAUAUCUGCCUCCGGGGAGGGGAGGGGAUGGGAAGCACCACCAGCCAGCGGAAGAGCAGCCCCUGGUGGGCGGGAAAGCAGUGUCCCCACCAUCAGCCACCACACACCUCUGCUGCCCUGGAGACUGUGCUCUUGACCUGCUCCACCCCCUUCCCUGGAGGGAGCACCCUCUGGACAGACAGAACCAUCUGAGGCUCACCUUUGGGUUUUGUGACAAGAAGGGGACGUGUUGGGUUUUUCUUCCUUACACUAUAUUUUGGCUGCACACAUGUCUUUAACCCAGGAGCCCAGGGGUAGACAAAGGAGGACUAAGGUAAUCAAUUUGCACCUUUUUUUAUUUUUAUCUUUUUUCUUUUUUUCUUCAGUGGUGACUUCCUUCCCUUUAUCUUUUUUCAUUCUUCCCAGUCCUCUGCCCUGAUCUGUGUAACUCUUAUCUUGGGUACUUGAGCAGACGGUAUAUUCCAGAGGUGGGAGGUGGGAGGGGAAGGGAGAAACCCAAAACAAAGUGUUCUUGCUCUGACAGAAUAUUAAUCUUGUACGCUUGGAUUGAGUUAUUUAAUUUUUUCUUUUGCACAUUUUUCUUGUAUUAAGAUUGCUCUUCCCAAGAGCCACGAGUUCCUGGUUUUAAUAAACCCAGCUGCCUGCAUUGCCUGGGACUAGACUAGGCUGAUGGGGAGGCUACCAUGAAACAAAGGUCCCUCCUUCCCUCUGACUCUUUGCCCAGACCUCUUUAGUUUGGGAGAUCCUCCUCACUCUCCUGGAGUGUCUCAAGUACACCAGUGGGAGUGCAGGGGAGGAGCACAGGCCUUCACAUGGGGCUUCCCACGUAUAGCUACUGAUCCCAUAUUUCCUACUCACCUUCCAAAUGGUGCGACCCAACUUCAUUUGUUUACUUGAAAAUUCCCACUCGGGGUUUAGAGAACCUCUGAGGUGGCUGUAUUUUCUCCUAAGCUUGAGAUAGGGGGCUGUGGUCCUUCCUCUCUCCUGAGGAGAAAGUCCCUGCUCUGGUGACCUGUAAGCUGCAGAGGAGGUUGGAGUGAGAGUGUCAUGUAUUGGGAUAGUCAGGGAUCCCUGCCUUUGGCCUUUUCUUCUUCUUCCUCUUCCAUAGUUGGAUCAUGUAUAUUUUACUUCUAAAGGAGAGAAUGUCAAAAAGUUCUGUAUUUUUUUAUAUUCUAUAUAUUAGGUAGGUCAAUCUUAAUUGGUCUCAAGAGGAAGAACUGUCUGUCAUUUCUGUAAGUAGGAUACUGUGAGGAAGACCAAAAAGAGAUGUGGAUGCUUCCUCGCUCAGGAGGCCUGAGCUUGGUCCUUUUCCUCUCUGCUUGGAUUCUGGACCACCACCUGGGACCAACCUUCAACUCUGGAACCUUCAUAAAGCAGGUCAGCGUGGCCUGAUUGUCCCAGGACCUGAAGGGAGCAAGGAUGGCCUCAGGGCCUAGUGAAGUCUGCUACUCUGUCUUUACUGCUGAACAUCCUGCUUGUACCAGGAAACUCAGAAGCAGUUUGCCUUGUCAAAUUCAAUCUCAGUGGCCAUUGUCCACAUAACCAAUCACCCAUGGCUGCCUCUCCUAUUAUCUAUUAUCACUGAAACUUAGUAGCCUGCUUUUUUUUUUUUUUCUUAAGAGCUAUUGCUUAUCUUCCCUGUUUGGGAUCCUUGUUCCUGGUUUAGGUUUUCCCUUCCUUGUGACGAUUAUAAUCCAGAUGCCUUUUCUUUCUGUUUGAAUUACAGUAGUGCAUUGCCUCAGUGGCUUGCCUGUGCCUCUGGGUGGAUUACAUGUGAUAGUGAAGCCCACCUGUUUGGAUGGGAGUAGAGGAAGUUGGUGUAGACCAGCUGUGGAGCUGAAGGCACAGUCCGCCCCACCCCAACCUCCCCACUAUGGUUAGUCAAGAGGCAUCCAGCUCCAAGCUCUGCUUUUCCUUCCUCUGAAACAAUACCAUUCUUGCUUCUAUUGCUACACAUCUCCUGGCUCAGGUGAAAUCCACGCCCUUCUGCUUAUAGACCUAAAGUUCAGGUACUUAUUGCUGGUACUUAGUGCUGCAGUCCCACUUCAAAGCCAUUUUCUGAGGAGGAUAGUUUAGGGCUGGCAAUUGUCCCUGAAAAAAUCACACCCAUGUUGUACCACCUUGGUGAGUCAGAUGCCACUCAUCAGCUUGGGAAUGAUGGCUGCCAAUUCCCAAUCUCCCAGGAAGGCGGGGGGCAGAAUCGUUUUUUCACUUGGCCUGCUACCUCCAUUACAAAACCAUUCUCUUACAGUUGAAAAAAAAAAAAAAAAAGCCCUCCCCCACCCAACCUCCUCCCAUUGUUCUCAUCCAAAGGGCAAUUUAGUAGGAUCUACUUUGUACAUCUCAAAUAACAGUUAAGUCCCUGAUAUUGGGACCAGAUUCUUAGUGUAAGACAUACACAUCCUGCUUGCCCAGCUGUUCCUCCAAAAUCUGCUUUGGCUUCAGCUCCGGGUCCUGUACCAGAUGGAAAAUUUUUUUGGUUAUCUGGUUGCUGCUUAAAGCCAGUUUUCCCUAAGAGCUCCAAAGGCUAAAGUCUACUGGGGGCAGAGUGUGAGGCUAGAUUUCUCAUCAGAGAAAAGUGGCCUCUAGGAGUUUUCAUUUAUGUCUUCUCCAGAGCAGGUUUUGCUGUUAUCUUCCUUUAAUCAACGCUUUCAACCAACAGGUGAAGUUCUUCCAGCCCACAGAGUCAGUAAUACCAUCUUUUCUAUCUCCCCCUUUCCUUUGGCCAUGUAAUGAAGCAAAAUAUUAUUUAUUUAGCCCAGGCUUGAGAGCCACUGUUUGUGGGCAGUCUCCAUCUAGAUUCCAGACCCUGGCCUAAGCGAGCUAAGGCUCUCUGGUUAUUGCCAGGAUGGAGCCCCCCUACCCCAGUCUGCUGUAGGGAAUACCCUAAUUAGUUGAGGCAUGCUUUUGGAAUCCUGGCAUGUUGGCAUAUGGCUGGUCUAUCCUUUUUAAGAUCUCUGGUUAGGGGUAUCUAGAUAUGGAUUAGGAGGGACAAGGAGCCCUUUUCUUGACUAAUAUGUUCAAAUACUUUUUUGAACAGUGCCAGCCGCUCCAGGCAUCCCACUCCCAAAUUAUCAUCUUUAGUACUAACAGGGUCUCUGGUCUUAGAAGCCUGCCUUCAGAUGCCAGCUGACCCCAGUGACUGCCUGGCCUUGAUGUUGGCUGCAACCUUCUGAUAGAACCACAUGGAUUCCACCCACUGCUGGCCAGUCUUGUUACAUGGGUCAGGGAACACAAAUGGCACCCCCAGGGAGCAGGUGUUGACCUCAGUUUUCAGACACCCUUGGUAUUCCUCCUUACCUAGAGCCCAUUAAUUCUACCCCAUC
Messenger RNA from Cercocebus atys (sooty mangabey), 4982 nucleotides. RefSeq names its product karyopherin alpha 6 (importin alpha 7) (gene KPNA6). Gene Ontology annotation, biological process: NLS-bearing protein import into nucleus. Bases 105 to 1658 code for a protein of 517 amino acids. The record is from RefSeq and is a predicted model, not a curated record. Gene Ontology annotation, molecular function: protein binding; nuclear import signal receptor activity. The transcript is spliced from 13 exons. Gene Ontology annotation, cellular component: nucleoplasm; nucleus; cytoplasm. Lineage: Eukaryota; Metazoa; Chordata; Mammalia; Primates; Cercopithecidae.